Thunnus maccoyii (southern bluefin tuna) is the source of this 7060-nucleotide messenger RNA. RefSeq lists its product as uncharacterized. NCBI's taxonomy places the organism in Eukaryota, Metazoa, Chordata, Actinopteri, Scombriformes, Scombridae. The record is from RefSeq and is a predicted model, not a curated record. Bases 1 to 6078 code for a protein of 2025 amino acids. Gene Ontology annotation, biological process: proteolysis; DNA integration. Gene Ontology annotation, molecular function: nucleic acid binding; zinc ion binding; aspartic-type endopeptidase activity. The transcript is spliced from 4 exons.
AUGGACUUUGUACAAAGGUAUGAUGUUAAAAUCCCAAAUGCAGUUAUUGUUAAUGGUCUGACACAGAUAGCUGAUCAAGAUGAACAGGUAAUUGACUAUCUAAAGAAGUAUGGCAAAAUUGAGAGAUCCCUUGUUGUUGAUGAUCUAUCAGACGAACUCUACCAAAACCUGAUCGUUGAGUACUGGAGUGGUUCAGCCUUGGAAGGCUUAGAACCUCACUUGCCACUUACGUACACAGUACAUAGCAAUCCCCCCAUUGCCUAUGAAGUAAAGACACUAAGCAGUGUGUACACUACUAAGAUUGGCAGCAAUGUUACCAAGACAUAUCUGGCUGAGCUCAAGGAGCUGGCUAAGCAGAGUGGUAAAGAUUAUGUCCAGAAGGUCGUGGUUGAGCACAUCGUACGGAGACAGGAUGCUGUCCCACAAGUGCAAUCCCCAGUGAGACUCCGCUCCUUCUCUGGAAAGGCCCCCAGACCUAAUAAUGAAACCGACUAUGAUACUUGGCGCUCACAUAUUGAGCUGCUCCAAACUGAUUCCAGCAUGUCCCCCCUGCAAAUAUCCAGAAAGAUCUUUGAGAGCUUGCUCCCGCCCGCAGCUGAUAUUGUCAAAGGGCUACGGCCUGAGUCACCCCCUUCAGCCUAUCUACAGCUACUAGACUCAGCUUUUGGCACUGUGGAAGAUGGGGAGGAACUUUUCGCUCGAUUCCUGAACACCCUCCAAGACCUGGGUGAGAGGCCCUCCGCUUACCUCCAUCGGCUGCAGCUAGUUUUAAACCUUGUGAUAAAAAGGGGCGGUGUUGCACACGAGGAGGUAGACAGACACCUUCUUAAGCAGUUCUGCAGGGGGUGUUGGGAUAAUGCCUUGCUCAACACCCUGCAACUCGAACAAAAGAAAAGUAGUCCACCCUCAUUUUCAGAUCUCUUGCUAAUGAUACGCUCUGAAGAAGACAAACAGCAAGCGAAAGCCAGUCGUAUGAAAAAACAUAUGGGUGCUACAAAGCAGAAAGCCCAGUUGCAGUUCCAUGGUGCAUGUGCCUGUGUGCCAGAGGAGAGUCAUGAGAUCGGCCUCAGUGCUAUUGAGGACUUGAGGAAACAGGUGGUUAGUCUACAGAGUCAACUAACCUCAUUCAUGCAAUCGAAAAGGACAAAGGGGGGUGGCAACAAGGGAGCAGCUGGGAAGUUUCAGAGUAGAGUAUCAGGACCAGAUGAUGAUAAGACAGACAUGCGAGAACCGAUCAAAAAGAACCCGGCAAACAAACCCAAACCCGGGUACUGCUUCAACUGCGGGGAAGAUGGACACAUUGCUCCAUCUUGCACCAGCACAGCAAGCCCAGCUUUAGUAGCUGAAAAGAGGAAGCAGUUUGAGGAAAAGCAGCGCAGCCUGGAACAUGUGUAUCGAAACCCACCUUUCCGGCUUCCCAAGCGGUUGGUUGGCACCAAGAGUACGGCUCAAGUGACCAUAAAAGACGAAGCAGUCAACUGCCUGCUUGACACAGGUUCACAAGUAACAACCAUUCCUCAGUCGUUCUACAGACAACAUCUUUCAGAGCAAGAGAUCAAGCCAUUAUUCAACCUCCUAGAGGUAGAGGGAGCAGCGGGGCAGUCCGUCCCCUAUUUGGGCUAUGUUGAGUUGGCUGUAACUUUCCCAAAAGAACUUGUGGGGGCAUCAGUUGAUGUAAACACACUUGCCCUAGUCAUACCUGACUUUGAAGCCGUCACAGAGCCCCUUGUGCUUAUAGGCACUAAUACCCUUGAUGUGCUCUAUGACAUCUAUUCCAAAACUGGAAUGACACAUCAGCCUACCCCGCACGGUUACAGAGCAGUCCUUAAAGUACUCGAGGUGAGACACAAGCGGGCAAACGACAUCGAGCCCUGCGGUGUAGUGAGGCUACAUGGGAAGAGCUCCCAAAUCAUUCCAGCUGGUGAAACUGUUGUACUGGAAGGAGUUGCUCCAAUGAACGGGUUCCAGAGCGAGAAGUCCGUUCUUAUCGAACAUCCAUCUUCAUCCUCCUUGCCAGGUGGUUUGCUUGUUAAAGCUGCCCUGAUUGAUCUUCCCCAGCGGCGGCCCAAUAAGCUACCAGUUGUGAUCUGUAAUGAGUCUGAUCAUGAUAUUGCCAUUCCUGCAAAGUGCACAAUAGCACAGAUCUGUACUUACCAGACCAUAUUGUUAAAGGAGCACAGUGUGGCCAAGGCACCUGAGCCACUCCAAGGGUCACCAGAGACAAAGCUCUCCCAAAAGCCUGCUCUAAGCUUUAACUUUGGCGAGUCCCCAGUCCCACCUGAGUGGAAAGAACGCAUCACUCGGCAACUCAACAACAUGCCUGACGUGUUUGCGCAACACGACUCGGAUUUUGGCCGAACAGAUAAGGUAACGCAUCACAUAAAGCUCUCAGAUGAAACUCCCUUCAAACUGCGCCCUCGACCAAUCCACCCGCAAGACCUUGAAGCAGUUCGGAAACACAUCCAAGAGCUUCUUGAUGCAGGAGUCAUCAGAGAGUCGGAAUCACCAUUCUCGUCACCAAUUGUGGUGGUCAGGAAAAAAAAUGGCCAGGUCCGCUUGUGCAUAGAUUACAGGCGUCUCAAUCUCCAGACCAUUAAGGAUGCAUAUUCUCUCCCCAAACUCGAGGACACAUUCUGUGCUCUCAAUGGCUCCCAGUGGUUCUCUGUCCUCGAUUUAAAAUCAGGGUUCUAUCAGAUAGAGGUUGAGGAGGCAGACAAACCAAAAACUGCUUUUGUGUGCCCUCUCGGGUUUUGGGAGUUCAAUCGCAUGCCUCAGGGAGUGACGAAUGCUCCGAGCACAUUUCAAAGAUUAAUGGAAAAGUGCAUGGGAGACAUGCAUUUAAAGGAUGUGUUGGUCUUCCUCGACGACUUGAUUGUGUUCUCCAGAACCCUAGAGGAACAUGAGGAGAAGUUGAUAAAGGUGCUCUCUCGUCUCAAAGAGUUUGGUCUGAAACUGUCCCCGGAAAAGUGUGUCUUCUUUCAGACGUCAGUCCGUUACCUUGGCCAUGUGGUGUCCAGGAAUGGAGUACAAACCGAUCCAGAGAAGAUCUCUGCCCUUAAGACUUGGCCAAUUCCCCAGAACUUGCAAGAAUUAAGAUCCUUCCUUGGGUUUGCUGGGUACUAUAGGAGGUUUGUUAAAGGUUAUUCCAGUAUCGUGAAGCCCCUCCAUGAUCUAACUUCGGGUUACCCACCUUCUCAAAAGAAGGCGAAGAUGAAACAGAAAUCAGAACAGUACCAUAAUCCAAAGGCGCUCUUUGGGGACCGAUGGUCCCCUGCUUGCCAGCAAGCAUUCGAGACCGUCAUCAGCAAACUUACCACCGCACCUGUGCUGGGUUUUGCGGAUCCCCAGAAGCCCUAUGUGCUCCACACUGACGCCAGUACCACCGGGCUUGGUGCUGUCCUGUAUCAGGAGCAAGAGGGUCAGCUCCGAGUUAUUGGCUACGCGAGCAGAGGGCUGUCCUGUAGUGAAAGUCGCUACCCAGCGCAUAAAUUAGAAUUCUUAGCGCUAAAGUGGUCAGUCACCGAAAAGUUCAGCGAUUACUUAUAUGGUAACCAUUUCACCGUUGUUACUGAUAACAACCCACUGACUUAUAUACUGACCUCAGCAAAACUGGAUGCGACAAGCUAUAGAUGGCUGGCAGCACUGUCCACAUUCUCAUUCAAACUUCUUUACCGGCCUGGAAAGCAGAACGGUGAUGCGGACGGCUUGUCCCGUAGGCCGCAUGGAAAGUUGGAGAAUGACCUCAAAUCCCAGAAGGAGAGGGAACGCAUUCUCCAGUUCACCCGAGAUCACCUCUCUGAUCCAGAAAACAUUGACGCAGUCGAUCAAGCAGUCGUGCAAGCCAUCUGUGAAAGGCAGCUUAUCUACAGUGUCAAUGAUGAUGAAAGUAGCGCUGAUAAUGUUGCCCUAGUUGAAUGUCUUGCCAUCUCUGCUAAUGCUGUGCCCGACAGCUAUGAGCAAGAAGGUCAAUUCGGAGGAUUGCCAGUCAUUCCCCAUCUAUCUGAAGCAGAGCUGAUAGAUAAACAACGGGCAGACCAAUGUAUAAGGCAUGUCAUCUCCCAAAUUGAGUAUGGGGACACACCACCCCCCACCUUGCGGAAUCAACUCCCUGACCUCCCACUCCUGCUCCGAGAGCUAAAUCGCCUUGAGCUCUUGAAUAAUGUCUUGUACAGACGUCGUCAAGAGGGUCCCAAAACAACCUACCAACUUGUGCUCCCAGCUGAGCUCCGUGACACAGUUCUGACCAGCCUGCAUGACCAUAUGGGUCACAUGGGGGUGGACCGUACAAUGGAUCUCGUAAGGUCCCGAUUCUACUGGCCGAGGAUGGCUGUGGAUGUGGAGAGGAAGGUGAGGACAUGUGGCAGAUGCGUGCGGAGGAAGGCACCACCUGAGAGAGCGGCGCCCUUGGUCAAUAUUAACACCACUAGACCCCUUGAACUCCUUUGUAUGGACUUUCUCUCUCUUGAACCUGAUAAAAGUGGGACCCAAGACAUCCUUGUGAUCACGGAUCACUUUACCAAAUUUGCGGUUGCCAUUCCUACACCUAACCAGAAGGCACGCACAGUGGCAAAGUGUCUGUGGGAGAACUUUAUGGUGCACUACGGCAUGCCUGAAAAGCUACAUAGCGACCAGGGGCCAGAUUUCGAAUCUCGCAUGAUAAAAGAGCUCUGUCAAGUGGCUGGCAUACAAAAAGUAAGGACAACCCCAUACCACCCUAGGGGCAACCCUGUUGAGCGAUUUAAUCGCACCUUACUAGACAUGCUAGGCACCCUUCAGAACCAAGAGAAGUCUCGUUGGCGUGAUUUUGUAAAACCCCUGGUCCACGCUUAUAAUUGCACCAGGAAUGACGUGACAGGUUUUACACCAUACGAAUUAAUGUUCGGGCGCCAGCCUCGCCUGCCGGUUGAUCUGGCAUUUGGAUUACCAGUGUGUGGCAGCCAACACACAUCACAUUCCGAGUAUGUGCAAAACCUUAAGUCACGGCUCGAGGAAAGCUACAAAAUAGCCAUGGAUAACGCUGCAAAGACAGCACACAAGAACAAAACACGGUUUGACAGGCGCGUGACUGCUUCAGACUUGGAAGCUGGAGACCGAGUACUGAUCAGGAAUGUCCGCAUCCGAGGGAAGCAUAAGAUCUCAGACAAAUGGGAGUCGAUUGUCCAUGUAGUGGUGAGCAGAGCAGGCACCCUUCCUGUCUAUACGGUCAAACCCGAAAACAAGGAUGGUCCUUUAAGGACACUGCAUAGAGACUUACUCCUCCCAUGUGGAUACCUACCAACAGAGGAAAGCAUUGAACCUGUUCAGCAACCUGCAAAGCGCAGACCAGCAACUCGUGCAAAUCCUGCUGUAGAUGCCGAUUGUUCCUCGGAGGAGGAGGACGAUGAGCUCAUUCCAGUCUACUGUUUCAACCAACCCCCAAAAGCUCAAGUCCCUGCAGUGCAUGAGAGCCCAGUACCGCCUGAUCCACCUAUGUCUAACGAGCAAGAUACACAGCAUACUGAACCUCCAGAUGUAUGUUCUGUCGAGAGCCCAGUGAAUGCUCAGAAUGCUGAUUGCACUCCCGAAAUUGACAAACCACCUGAUAUGUCCGAUUGUACAUCAGACAGUCCCCUGACACUUGACAAACCUACCAGCCGUCAGGGUGACACUGAGUACCUAUCUACUGAAAGAGUAAUUCUAACAGAACAAAUACAUGAAACGGACCAACCCGAAAGUGUAUGCCUUGGGGAAAAAGAAAACUUACCUGAUAAUGUUGAUGACAUCUGGAAUGAACAGCUUCCAGUGCUCUCUGACAUGUCAGAGAGUGAAGAGGAGAAAGGAGAGGAUGGGUCGGAUGAAAUAGAGACAGAAACUAAAGAGGAGACGGAGAGACGAACAGGAACAGAUACCUCUGUCAGAAGAUCCGAGAGGAAUCGCCAACCGUCAAGGCGACUUGAUUAUGCUGAACUUGGAAACCCCUUUGUCACAGUGGUUAAAUCGUUCUUUCAUGGACUGACCACAGCACUAGCAGGUGCUUUGAGUGAAGCUGAAGACUCCCUACAUUCCCCUGUCCUGCCUUCUCAGAUAAAACAUAUUUGAUCACUGCCAUGUACAGGGACGUACAUGAGUUCAGGAGGGGAGAGUGUAGCCCAGGCUUUAAAAUGACACCCUAUAAUAUUAGAAUUAUCCCUUUAAAACAAUUCAUUUUAUUUUGAAACAAACAAAUAAUUAAUUUAGGGUGAUUAUAUACAUUAAGAAAAUAAUAAUACGAAGAACUAUUAAAAAGUGUUGGUAUAGAAAUAACAUUUGGAGUAAAUAUCAUUCAAAUAACUCAUAUAAAUGACUACAUCUGUUGAAAGUUGUUUAAAAUCAUGAAACUAUGUGCAUAAAAGGAGAAACACAGCCAACAUUGUAUUUUCCAAGCAGCAGUGAAGGGCUCAGUAUGACAAGAUCCCCAAAUAACAAAUCAAUGGACCCCACUAGUCCCAGGUGAUCAGCUGCAGUUCCGCUUCCUGUUAUAACUUCCUGUUUUAAAAAAACAACCUAUGCUGGCUACCUCGAGUGCUGAUGGGACAUAGAGAAAAUAAAAUCUUUUGUCAUCCGUUGGGUAAGAACUAAAAAUGAUCUUCUGAACGAAGUAAUAUUAAUUCUAGAUGAUGUUAAACAGCUGCUGACCGCCAUACUGUUGCAUUUAAGAUUGUAAAGCAGCGUGAGAGGCCGGAUGAUUUUCGCGGGUCUGCCGAGGUGAAAUGCUGUAAACCUCGUUCAUACUUUGACUCAGCGGUCAGGUUUUUGGUGAUACCAUAAAGAAAAAGGGGACGCAGCCAGUACUUCCUGCUGGACUCCUGCAAGGCUUCAGAUCCCUAGACCCAGAGAUUCCCAGUGUGAACUGGGUGGCGAGCCGAACCGAACCACUGGUAUUGAACCUGAGAUGCGUGCAGGGUUCCUUGGUUUCUCCUUUCUCACGGACUGUGCGGUAGGACUAAAAUAGACAGUGAUACACUGACAUUUGGUCAGAAAGAGGGCCCCAACGCAAUAAGGACUAACUUUGGGAACAAAGGGUAUCUUCUGUUUUAUUUUG